This is a messenger RNA of Acinonyx jubatus (cheetah), 6147 nucleotides long. RefSeq names its product diaphanous related formin 3 (gene DIAPH3). Gene Ontology annotation, cellular component: actin filament; cytoplasm. The transcript is spliced from 29 exons. Bases 210 to 3776 code for a protein of 1188 amino acids. Gene Ontology annotation, biological process: actin filament polymerization; actin cytoskeleton organization. Gene Ontology annotation, molecular function: microtubule binding; actin binding; small GTPase binding. The record is from RefSeq and is a predicted model, not a curated record. Lineage: Eukaryota; Metazoa; Chordata; Mammalia; Carnivora; Felidae.
GCGCGGGAUUGGCGGGUCCCGAGCCGUCAGCCGUGGCGGGAGUUUUCGGAUGUGUUGGCGGUGGCCCCGGCAGCAGCAGUUGGGCUGAGCUGGGCCCGCACGGCUGGCGGCGGAACCGGGAAGGCUAAUCCGCCGCAGAUUCCCGCGCUCACGGCUUGUGGCUUGCAUUUCAGUCGCCUUCUUUCCGUCCCCGAGAGCUGCGCAGAAAGAUGGAUCGGCACCGGCCUCGGCUGCACCACCCGAAGCAGGGCUCGGCCGCCGGGGCCCCCUACCCCUCCUCAGCCUCGCUCCGUAGCUGCCGGGAAAGCAAGAUGCCGGUCCGGAAGGGCCCUCAGCACCCUCCGCCCAGCGGCGCGGAGGAACCUGGAGAGAAACGCCCCAAGUUUCAUUUAAAUAUUAGGACACUGACGGAUGAUAUGCUGGACAAAUUUGCCAGCAUACGAAUUCCAGGAAGCAAAAAGGAGAGACCUCCACUUUCCAACCUGAAGACUGCAUUUGCAAGCAAUGAUUGUUCUUCAGAGAUGAUGGAAAACAUCCCAAAGCCACUGUCAGAGAACGAAGUCUUAAAACUCUUCGAAAAGAUGAUGGAAGAUAUGAAUUUAAAUGAAGAUAAGAAAGCACCAUUGCGGGAAAAGGACUUCAGCAUCAAAAAAGAAAUGGUGAUGCAGUACAUUAAUACUGCUUCCAAGACAGGAAGUCUUAAGAGUAGGCGACAGAUCUCACCUCAGGAAUUCAUCCAUGAACUGAAAAUGGGGUCUGCAGAUGACAUUGUCACAUGCCUGGAGUCCCUCCGCGUAUCUUUGACUAGUAAUCCUGUCAGUUGGGUGGAAAGUUUUGGACGUGAGGGGCUUGGAUUAUUACUGGACAUUUUGGAAAAACUGAUUAGUGGCAAAAUACAAGAAAAAAUUGUAAAGAAGAAGCAACAUAAAGUCAUACAGUGUCUAAAAGCUUUGAUGAACACACAGUAUGGCUUGGAAAGAAUUAUGAGUGAAGAGAGAAGUCUUUCUCUAUUAGCCAAAGCCAUCGAUCCCAAGCACCCAAGUAUGAUGACAGAUGUGGUAAAACUCCUCUCUGCAGUAUGCAUUGUAGGGGAGGAAAGCAUACUUGAAGAGGUUUUAGAAGCUUUAACAUCAGCUGGAGAAGAAAGAAACAUUGACAGAUUUUCAUCUAUUGUGGAAGGUCUCAGGCAUGAUUCAGCUCAGCUGCAGGUAGCAUGUAUGCAACUCAUCAAUGCCCUUGUUACAUCUCCUGAUGAUUUGGACUUCAGGCUUCACAUCAGAAAUGAAUUUAUGCGUUGUGGAUUGAAAGAGAUAUUGCCAAAUUUAAAAUGUCUGAAGAAUGAUGGCUUGGAUAUCCAACUUAAAGUCUUUGAUGAGCAUAAAGAAGAAGAUUUGCUUGAGCUCUCCCAUCGCCUUGAAGAGAUUAGAGCUGAGCUUGAUGAAGCAUAUGAUAUUUACAACAUGGUGUGGAACACAGUUAAGGAAACUAGAGCGGAAGGAUAUUUUAUUUCCAUUCUUCAGCAUCUUUUGCUGAUUCGAAAUGAUUAUUUUAUAAGGCAACAAUACUUCAAAUUAAUUGAUGAAUGUGUAUCUCAGAUUGUAUUGCAUAGAGAUGGGAUGGAUCCAGACUUCUCAUAUCGAAAGAGACUAGAUUUAGAUUUAAGUCAGUUUGUCGAUGCUUGCGUAGAUCAAGCGAAGCUAGAAGAGUUUGAAGAGAAAGCAUCAGAACUUUACAAGAAAUUUGAAAAAGAGUUUACUGACCACCAAGAAACUCAGGCUCAAUUGCAGAAAAAAGAAGCAAAGAUUAAUGAACUUCAAGCAGAGUUACAAGCUUUUAAGUCACAGUUUGGUGCGUUGCCUGCCGAUACAAGUAACUCUUCACCACUGGCAGAAGAAAAUGGAUCCGGCCUCCCAGCACUUGCUCCUUCCCUGCCGUUGCCCUCCUGUGAAGGAGUGCCUCCUCCCCCUCCUCCCCCACCCCCUCCUCCCCUUCCAGGAAUGCCCUUGCCCUUUGGUGGUCCUGUGCCUCCACCGCCUCCCCUGGGAUUUCUCAGUGGACGAAACUCUCCUCCUCCACCAACCCUACCUUUUGGGUUAAAACCAAAGAAAGAAUUUAAGCCCGAAACCAGCAUGAGAAGAUUGAAUUGGUUAAAGAUCAGACCUCAUGAAAUGACUGAAAACUGUUUCUGGGUUAAAGCAAAUGAAAAUAAGUAUGAAAAUGUGGAUUUGCUUUGUAAACUUGAGAAUACGUUUUGUUGCCAACAAAAAGAGAGAAGAGAAGAGGAAGAUUUGGAAGAGAAGAAAGCUAUUAAGAAAAAAAUUAAAGAGCUUAAAUUUUUAGAUUCUAAAAUUGCCCAGAACCUUUCAAUCUUCUUGAGCUCUUUUCGGGUGCCAUAUGAGGAAAUCAAAAUGAUGAUAUUGGAAGUGGAUGAAACACAGUUGGCAGAGUCUAUGAUUCAGAACCUAAUAAAGCAUCUUCCAGAUCAAGAACAGUUAAGUUCACUGUCUCAGUUCAAGAGUGACUAUAACAACUUAUGUGAACCCGAGCAGUUUGCUGUUGUGAUGAGCAAUGUGAAGAGACUCCGGCCACGGCUCAGUGCUAUUCUCUUUAAGCUUCAGUUUGAAGAGCAGGUGAACAGCAUCAAACCUGACAUCAUGGCUGUCAGUACUGCCUGUGAGCAGAUAAAGAAAAGCAAAAGCUUUAGCAAGUUGCUGGAACUUGUGUUGCUAAUGGGAAACUACAUGAACGCUGGCUCCCGGAAUGCUCAAACCUUCGGAUUUAACCUUAGCUCUCUCUGUAAACUAAAGGACACGAAAUCCGCAGAUCAGAAAACAACACUACUUCAUUUUCUGGUGGAAAUGUGUGAAGAGAAGUACCCUGAUAUCCUGACUUUUGUGGAUGAUUUGGAACAUUUAGACAAAGCUAGUAAAGUCUCUGUAGAAACGCUGGAAAAGAAUUUGAAGCAGAUGGGAAGGCAGCUUCAACAGCUUGAGAAAGAUUUGGAAACCUUUCCCCCUCCUGAGGACUUGCAUGAUAAGUUUCUGACAAAGAUAUACAGCUUUGUUAUCAGUGCAAAAGAACAAUACGGGAAACUUUUAAAGUUACACGAAAACAUGGAAACGUUAUACCAGAGUGUGAUGGGAUACUACGCCAUUGAUGUGAAGAAGGUGUCUGUGGAAGACUUUUUUAAUGACUUGAAUAACUUCAGAACCACAUUCAUGCAAGCAAGAAAGGAGAACGUAAAAAAAAGAGAAGCAGAGGAAAGGGAAAAACGUGCCCAAAUAGCCAAAGAAUUAGCAGAGAAAGAAAGACUUGAACGCCAACAAAAGAAAAAGCGCUUGUUAGAAAUGAAGACUGAGGGUGAUGAGACAGGAGUGAUGGAUAGUCUGCUGGAGGCUUUGCAGUCGGGGGCUGCCUUCCGCGACCGAAGAAAAAGGACACCAAAGCCAAAAGAUAUUCGGCGAAGUUUCAGUCCCAUGUCUCAGAGGCCUGUUCUGAAAGUUUGUAACCAUGAAAAUCAGAAAGUGCAGUUGACAGAAGGGUCACGUUCACACUACAAUAUCAAUUGCAACUCAACGAGGACUCCAGUCGCCAAGGAGCUUAAUUAUAAUGUAGACACUCAUACGUCUACAGAGAGGAUCAAGGCAGUUGAGAAGAAGGAAGCCUGUAAUGUAGAAAGCAACAGAAAAAAGGAAAUGGAACUUCUUGGCUCUGUUUCUAAAAACGAAUCUGUUCCCGAAGUUGAAGCCCUGCUGGCAAGAUUACGAGCUUUAUAAAUUAAACUGUCUCUUUGAUCUGACAAUCAGUAAGUUUAACAAAGAUCUAAAGUGUUUCAAGGGAAGUUUCCCAUGCAUAUGUUGCAAUUUUCCCUCAUUUGGGGCACUGAAUUAACUCUUAAUCCUAUACAAAAGAAAAUAAACUUGCUACUCGCACUAACUGAAAAAAUCGGGCGUUUUUGUAGUUAGCAUAUUCUGUGCAAACAGCCUGUGCUAUGCAGUCUAUCUAAGCAUCUAUUUUGCUUUAUUAUGUGCAGUAAAUAAAUGACUGCUCUUUUACCUUCAGUUAAAAAGCAGUUAUGUGGAACCAGUCUGGCGAGGUCCACUGCUUUUUAUUUCCUUGUUUAAGUUGCCACCUCCUUUCAGCUCCAAGUUAAUAAAGUUAAUUAAUUAGAACUAUGAACCAGGCCCUGUUUAUAGACAUUGGGGAACAGAGUGUUAUCCACAGCCUAUGCAGGAAUAAAUUGUUCUCCUAUGUAUGGCUGAAAUAGAAAUUGCACCCAGAGGGCAAAAUGCAUAUUUUCCUGAAAACAAAUCUUAACAAUGAAGAAAGGUGAAGGACAUUGACACAUUUUAGCAGACAGGACCCCAACAGCAAGAAAAGAAGUGAAAGAAAAGAAUUCUGACGAUCAGUUCUUAACAUGAUUUUGCAAACACUUGGGCUUUUCAGAAGCAAAACUGAAAUUCAGCCAGAUAGUUUAGACAUACCAGGCGGCUUGUAAGCACUCUGGAAACUUGGGUCAGGGAGCAGCCACAAGGGAGAAGCAGCCUGGCAAGUAAAGGGAAGUGAAGAUGACAUAGACCCCCAAGGGCCGAGAAAUGCAGGCAAGUCGUAAACAGACGCAGUCAGCCCCCCAGCACCUGUCUGCAGGAGUGGAAGGACAGCCAGCUAGUGGGAGGACCAGCAGGGGCCGGCCUCCUACAGGUCAGGGGCCCCACUCCCUCCGCCUCCCUGGCGGGAGUGUGUUCUGAUCAGGCCUGGAUAGGGGACUAUGUUUUGUGUUUACCUCUCCACACCUAAAGAGUACACAGAGGUAAGAGCCAACCAAGAAACAGCUCAUUUUCUGCUGCAGAGAUUUCAGUGAUAAAUGCUCCUUCAACAAUGGGCAGGGGGGUAUGAUUAGGGUUUUUAAAUCCGUAUUAUUCCUUUAGCCAACUUUAGAUGAAAACUAGACAUCGAGGUACAAGUUCAUGUUUCUGAGCAAACAGUUUAUUCUUUUGAAUUUGCAGGUAAAUGUGAAGCCAAAACACAGCUCAGCACCCUUGACAAGGAUGUUCGUCCAGGCUAGUGACAAACCCCAACUGGGUUCCCACCCCCUCUCAGGUCAGCGUAAAGAAUUUGGCAAAAACACACAGACAAGUAAGCACUCAAAUACAACGAGUUGUCCAAAAGCAAAGACCUGCUGCUAACAAGUUUUCCCAUAUAUUUGAUAUUUGAAGUGAUUUAUAAAUAAGGGAGGCGGUCCAAUCAUACAGCAGCCCCCCUCCCCCCACCACUGCCUUAUCCUCAGGGGAUUCAUUCAAAGACAUCCUCCCCAGGGGAUGCCUGAAAUUGCAAGUAGUACCAAACCCUAAAUAGACUAUGCUUUUUCCUAUACAAAGUUUAAUGUCUAAUUAGGCACAGUAAGAGAUGAACAGCAAUACUAAUACUAAAAUAGAAUAAUUGUAACCAUACACUAUAAUAAAAGGCUAUAGGAAUGAAUGUAGCUUCUAUCAGAAUAACUUCAUGUACUAUACUCCUCCUUUUUGUGAUGACGGGAGACGAUAAAAUGUCUCCGUGAUGAAAGGAGGUGAGGUGAACAUUGCAGGUGUAGUUUUAAGCUACUAUAACCUUCUGACAGUAUGUCAGACUGAGGAUUAUCUGCUUCCAGACUAUGCCUGAGCACAGGUAACGGAAACCACGGAAAGUUAAACCAGAAAUGAAGGCAUGGAGGGACCACUCUAUAUGCAUGUAUGUCCUUUGUUAACAUUUAGAUAUUUAAACAAAAUGUAUCAAAGUUUAUAUGAGGAAGUAGAUGGUUCAAUAAUUUAUGUCAUACAUUUUCUGGUAAAUCUAGAAAAUGCAAUUAUUUAUACCAAGUUUCUCCAAAACUCUAGUUAUUACCACACUAUUUAGUCAAAAAGAGGACUCAGUAAUGACUUUAAAAUGUUAGUUUAGCCACAAAUGAUUAUUGCCUGGGUUGAUCCGUUCUUAUUUUAAAAUACAAUCCAAUGUGGAUCUGAGUUUCCUAGUUAAAAACAAAACCCUCCUUUAUGGUUAAGCACAGGUGGGCCAGGAGCACAUUUCGAGGUUACUUUUGUGCCAACUUUUUGCACAGACUAUGUAACUUUUGGAAAGUAAUAGGCCCUAAUAAAUAAACUGCUAUUUGAU